ACAAAUAGCAGCAGAAGCAGCAUCUGCUUAUAAUUUUGUGCAACAGUUGUCAAUUAUUUCCCUCUUUCUCUCUCCAAUUUGGAAAAUUCCUCUUGUAUUCUUCACUCCAAAAAUCCGGAGGUAAUGUGACCAAUUUGCAGGGACCAAAAUCCUCUCCGCUGCACCAGAUGUUUUCACACAAUUUGAGGUCUGCGCGUGCUCAAUUUUUUUACUGCUGUAGCUGAAACAAUUCGCACUAACAAAUGACAAGCGAGUCGAGCGCUGGCUUCCACCAUCCCCAGCACGGCGGAUUGUUCGCACCCGGUGGAGCGACGAGCAGCAGCAGCAGCGGCGGUUCAGGCGGCGUCGCUGCAAACUACAAUUACGGCGGAGGAAGCAUGAAUUUGGGCGCAAAUGAGUGCCCUAGCGGUAGAAUGCUCUUUGGUGCGCAGAAUUCUCUUGAUUCUUCGCUGACGCAUGUGCUGGAUUCGUUUCCCGGGUUGAAGCACGACGGGGGUUUCGCAGUGGAGUGGUCGGUUGAUGAGCAAUUCAAGUUAGAGGAGGGACUUGCCAAAUAUGCUAGUGAACCCAAUAUCACAAAGUAUGUUAAGAUUGCUGCCUCACUUCGUGACAAGACGGUCAGAGAUGUUGCUCUGCGAUGCAGAUGGAUGAUGAGAAAGCGGAGGAAACAGGAGCAUCCAUGCUUGGGGAAGAAAAUUAGGGAUCGGAAGGAAAAAAUGUUGGAACCAGCUUUGAAGACUAACAUGUCCUCAGCUUCUUCAGUGAAUGUUGCUCCAUAUACAUCAACCACAAACCAGCAGUGUGGUUACAUGCUCUCAGGAGUACUGAGUGGCACGGCCAGACAUCUUCUAGAAGAAAACAGUCGGUCUUUUGAACAAAUUUCCGUAAAUCUUUCUGCUCAAAAGCUGCAGCAAAACAUUGAUCUCUUUUUCCAUGUGAGGAAUAACAUAAUUACAGUUUUGGACAGCAUGGCAAAAAUGCCUGGAAUUAUGAGUCAAAUGCCACCUCUUCCAGUGCUCUUAAAUGAGGAACUCACAAGUAGCAUUUUUCUGCCCUCGUCUCAGCCGAUGAUUAUGUUCAGCUCAUCAAGUAUGGCACCCGUGAAGCAGGAGCCUGGAUGCUGAUCUUCUCCUAGCUUUGUCAUUAAUGCAUCGAUUCUCCCGUAAGUGCAAAAAGUAUUCCCCUGCAGGUUGAAGAAAAGAUGCUUGCAGGUUUUGUAGCUUGAAAUUAAAAAAAAUUCUUGGGGCUUAUGAUUUGAGGAAGAUGGAAUGCUACAGAAUAAAUUGACAGUGAAGUCCAGAUCUUGCAAAAGUAGUGAUCAACCACUGACAUCUCUAAUGUUAGCUCCCACUUUUUUUGUUAUUUAAGUUUUUCUGGAAUAUAGUUCCGUCAUUGAUUUACCAUUUUCGAAACUCAACUGCAUAUUUUGAAAUGAUUUGAAAAGCCUUAUCAAUAUGGGUGAUUUAGUUGUCAAAUGUAAAAUGUAUUCAAAGUCCAGCUAUAUUUGAGUUUUCGUGUGUGAA
Salvia hispanica is the source of this 1523-nucleotide messenger RNA. RefSeq lists its product as uncharacterized. The record is from RefSeq and is a predicted model, not a curated record. Lineage: Eukaryota; Viridiplantae; Streptophyta; Magnoliopsida; Lamiales; Lamiaceae.